UGGGACCAGCCAGGACUAGGCCGACAGCACCCAUGAGUUCCAACAUGGCUACAGCUGUGCCAGUGGCUGUGGCCGCCUCUAGGAAGGAGUCUCCAGGCAGAUGGGGCCUGGGGGAGGAGCCGACAGGCGUGGGACCCUCACUCCAAUGCCGCGUGUGUGGAGACAGCAGCAGCGGGAAGCACUAUGGCAUUUACGCCUGCAAUGGCUGCAGCGGCUUCUUCAAGAGGAGCGUGAGGCGGCGGCUCAUCUACACAUGCCAGGUGGGGGCAGGGAUGUGCCCGGUGGACAAGGCCCACCGGAACCAGUGCCAGGCCUGCCGGCUGAAGAAGUGCUUGCAGGCAGGCAUGAACCAGGACGCGGUGCAGAAUGAGCGCCAGCCACGAAGCAUGGCCCAGGUCUGCCUGGACAGCAUGGAGUCAGACACAGGGCCCCGGCUGGAGCCCCUGGUGGCUCCCCCGGCCCCGGCAGGGCCCAGCCCGCGGGGCCCCACGCCUGUUUCUGCAGCCAGAGCCCUGGGACCUGGGGCCCUUACACCUCCGGGGCAUCACCACUUCAUGGCCAGCCUUAUAACGGCCGAAACCUGUGCUAAGCUGGAGCCAGAGGAUGCUGAUGAGAAUAUCGAUGUCACCAGCAAUGACCCCGAGUUCCCCUCGUCCCCAUACUCCUCCUCCUCCCCCUGUGGCCUGGACAACAUCCAUGAGACUUCCGCUCGCCUGCUUUUCAUGGCUGUCAAGUGGGCCAAGAACCUGCCCGUGUUCUCUAACCUGCCCUUCAGGGAUCAGGUGAUCUUGCUGGAAGAGGCAUGGAGUGAACUCUUCCUUCUUGGAGCCAUACAGUGGUCUCUGCCUCUGGAUAGCUGCCCACUGCUGGCCCCACAGGAGGCCUCUGCUGCCAGCAACUCCCAGGGCCGGCUGGCACUGGCCAGUGCGGAAACUCGCAUCCUGCAGGAAACCAUCUCACGGUUCCGGGCAUUGGCAGUGGACCCCACAGAGUUUGCCUGCAUGAAGGCCCUGGUCCUCUUCAAACCAGAAACGCGGGGCCUAAAGGAUCCUGAGCAUGUGGAGGCUUUGCAAGACCAGUCCCAAGUGAUGCUGAGCCAGCAUAGCAAGGCCCACCACCCUAGCCAGCCUGUGAGGUUUGGGAAAUUGCUCCUGCUCCUCCCGUCUUUGAGGUUUAUCACUUCUGAACGCAUUGAGCUCCUCUUUUUCCGCAAGACCAUAGGGAAUACUCCCAUGGAGAAGCUCCUUUGUGAUAUGUUCAAAAACUAAUGAAGAUGGAAGGAAAAUGAAUACAACCACUUUGGAAAACAAACUCCUGAAGCUAAAUAUUUGCCUGCCUUGUGACCUAGCAAUUUCCCUUGUAGGUAUGUGUACCUAGCAGAAAUGCCCACCAAAACAUAUCAUAAGACUAUUCAUAGCAGCUUUAUUCAUAAUAGCCCCAAACUGUACAUUGACAGUAGAAUGGAUUAAUAAAUUGUGGUAUAUCAUAUAAUGGAAAACAGCAGUAAAAAAAGGAUGAACUACCAAUACAUGGGACAACAUGGAUAAAUUUCACAAAGAUAAAAGUUGAA
Ceratotherium simum simum (southern white rhinoceros) is the source of this 1570-nucleotide messenger RNA. RefSeq names its product nuclear receptor subfamily 2 group E member 3 (gene NR2E3). Gene Ontology annotation, biological process: regulation of DNA-templated transcription. The record is from RefSeq and is a predicted model, not a curated record. Gene Ontology annotation, molecular function: DNA-binding transcription factor activity; sequence-specific DNA binding; zinc ion binding. Lineage: Eukaryota; Metazoa; Chordata; Mammalia; Perissodactyla; Rhinocerotidae.